GAUGUUGUGUUUAUUCCACUGCAGUUCUUCGACCUCCCUGAGUCAGAAUUUCUGAACGCGCUGUCCUGGUCGACGAUGGCGUUCUGGAGCGUCGACAUCCUGAUGUCUUUCCGCACGGGGGUCUACAACAAGGGAGUGCUGGUUAUGGAUGCAGCGGCUGUGGCGCGGAAAUAUGCGCGUACCUGGCUGCCGGUGGAUGUCAUGCUUGUCUCCAUAGAUUGGAUUGCCCUGGCCUUUGAAGGCAGUCGGGGACAGCACGAGGGUACCAAUGUCCUUUGGAUUCUCCGCCUACUGCGCUUGGUGCGUGUCGUCCGCCUGGGCAAAAUGAGCCGGACAGCUUUGGUGCUGCAGGAAGUCAUGCAAGGCUGGGCCGUGAACGUCCAGUUCAGUGUGGCGAUGAACAUUAUCCGGCUGUUGCUUUUGAAUCAUAUGAUUGCCUGUGCGUGGUGGGGCUUUUCCCACAUUGGCGGCAGGGCAGACGGGUGGUCCACCAAGUACGGGGUGGAGGAAGAAGACAGGCUGUAUGGCUAUUUGACGAGCCUACAUUGGGCUAUCGCACAGCUCGGGGUGGGCGCCACUGAGGUCGAGGCCACGAACUUGCCCGAACGCACCUUCAGUAUUUUCGUUGCCCUCAUCUCGCUGAUCACUUUCUCCACCAUGGUGUCGUCAAUGACGUCCAUGAUGACAGCUUAUUCCAGAAGCAAGGAAGAGGAAGCGCGCCAUUUCAGUCUGUUGCAACGCUACCUGCUGCACAACAAGGUUUCCGUGAACCUGAGCCAGCGAAUUACGAAGUUCUUGCAGCAUGCCUACAUGGCCCAGCACAAGGCAUCCUCACAGGACAUGCAUGUGCCCUUGCUGGACAUGCUGUCACGCCCGCUGAUGAAUGAGCUGCAGCUGGAAAAGCACCAGAAGGACAUGGAAGGGUUGCCCUUCCUGAAAGCUAUCUUGAGUUGGCACAAUGUGCAGACGGUGGAUAGCAUGCGGAACUUGGCGAGCUCCUCGUUUACAGUAUGUACCGUUGCCACCAAGGAUGUUAUCUUCUGCUGCGGCAUCGAGGCGUUGGCGGCAUAUUUACCCAUCACUGGAGACGUCUCCUACCUACAGGAUGGGAGGCAAGCAGAGCCGUGCCUUCAUGUCUGGACGGCAGAGAUGUGCCUUUGGACGGAGUGGUAUUUCCUGGGCGACCUCAUCGCCACGGAUGUGUCGCGGAUUUUGAUGCUGGACAUGGAGAGCUUCUGCCGAACCAUCGCCUCCAACCCGCUGAUGCACGCCCUGGCGGUGCAAUAUGCGAAGGAGUACACCCACAAUCUGCGACGUGAGGCAGAUGGCACGGACAUCUCGGACACCUGGCAGUUUGAGGCCGAGGUCGAAGUUCACGACCUCAUGUUCGGCAGGGGCUUCGCGCCUGAACUGGCUUUCAACACCUUCGGCAGACAGCGUGUGAAAGGAAGACAGGGCUCGCAAAACGGUACGGGCGGUAUGGGGAGGAUGCAGGUGGUGCCAGAUCAGAUCCUUGAGUGA
Messenger RNA from Symbiodinium necroappetens, 1521 nucleotides. The record is from the annotation of a GenBank genome assembly. NCBI's taxonomy places the organism in Eukaryota, Dinophyceae, Suessiales, Symbiodiniaceae.